CAGCUGUUUCCGGGUUCGGCGGUGCGCCCCGCGGCCGGGCGUUGCGCCUAGGUGCCCCCCUGCUCCCCUGGCUGCGCGUCUUUCACCGCCAGCAGCGUUUUGGCCCGUCUGUCCUCCCGUAGGGUGAAGGUCGGCGCCAUGGACGUGAACCAGCCCAAGCAGGAGCACUUGCUGGCUCUGAAAGGUCCUGUUUUCUACUGAUCUUUGCAGCACGGGGCAAGGAAAUUCUAGUAAAUAAGAUGUUUCAAUCUCUAUUUGAGAAUCCCAAUCAAGAGGCUGUUCUUUUUCUUAACAAUAAAUGGACUCCUACUGUACAAGCAUGGAAGUGGUCUUGCAUUAUCGACCACAUCAGAGAGAUCUAAUAAAACUGCAGAAAUUUGCAGAAGCAGCAGUGAAGGAGUUUCCCAUUCGUCGAUUACCAAGAUUUGCACCCUGGUUUCCGAAUGAUUUGUACAGACUUCCCCUCAAACCAAAAAAGCUGCCACCUGUUAUUUCUCAUGAAGAAGCAGAAGAAUUGAAGCAAAUUUCUACACCUUCAGAAUAUGUUACAGGAUCUCCUGAUUAUGACUGCACAAAAAAUCUUUCUGAGUUUCAGUCUAACAUGAAACAUGAGCAAAAUUUAAUCCAAGCACAAACUGUUCACAGAAUAAUUAACUUGGAGGAUCAAGAACAACCAGCGUCUAAUGGAAAACAGAAGUUGAAAAGGUCUUGGAGUGUCUCCGUUCCUAGCCCUAAGCUUAAAGAAAAGAUUCUUCCUUUAUCUCAAGAACUGCAAAAUAAUUUGGAAAGACUGAAACUACAUGCAUUUUAUAGAGCAAAGUGGACAAUUGAACGGUCUAUUUGUAAUAAUCAGAAUUUGGAAGACAUCUGGAUAAAAUUGAAUAGACUCAUCAAGCAGAGUGAAUUGCCAUCUUGCAAUGCUACUAUCCAAAGAUCUGUGGGACAGAUAUGGAUUUUCUGUGAUAUAUUAUACUGUGAAUAUGUUAGAAAUAUUCUUAGGGAAAAGCUAAGCCUAACUGAUAAAAUGAAUUUGCUUGUACAUAAAUUUGGAAUUAUAUUUAGUUUGUAAUAAGAUAGAAUUUCACAAUAAAAUUGCUGUCUGAGUACCAGAGUUUUUAAGCAGCUUAGAAUAUACAAACUUUAGAACUGAUGAAUUAAUGAGCAGAAAACUACGCAAUAUUACUUUGCUACAGUUCUUUUUAACAGUAAUAAUGCAUUAAUUUAACUUUGUUUUGCCAGGAGACUUAUGAAUGGUUGUAUUAGGAUUAGCAAGUUUCUGUUUGGCUUAGUAGUACAUUUUAUAGCUUUCCUCUAUGUUGGUGUGCUGAAGGAAAAAAAAUAAAAAUUCCAGAGUAUUAAGGCAA
Columba livia (rock pigeon) is the source of this 1364-nucleotide messenger RNA. RefSeq names its product shieldin complex subunit 3 (gene SHLD3). The record is from RefSeq and is a predicted model, not a curated record. The transcript has 2 exons. Bases 299 to 1069 code for a protein of 256 amino acids. NCBI's taxonomy places the organism in Eukaryota, Metazoa, Chordata, Aves, Columbiformes, Columbidae. Gene Ontology annotation, biological process: positive regulation of isotype switching; positive regulation of double-strand break repair via nonhomologous end joining; negative regulation of double-strand break repair via homologous recombination.